GUACGUGUUUCUGUUGAGUGCAAAAGCACGAUCAUUUGCAUAGUUUUUAGUUGUGUGUAGCCUGCUGUUUGUUAGUCUAGCUUGUUUGAUGAGAAGGAACAAGACGUAUUUUUUGGGUUACUUGCAGCUUGUGACCUUGAUCAUCAUGUGUGCGCGGGAGGGCUCGCCGCCGCUGGGAGAGCCCCGGAGCUCGAGGGAGACGCCGCCGAGAGGGAGGUGACAGCCUGCGCGCCGCGGGGAGGGAGGGGUCGGCCUGUGCGCCGUCGAGAGGGAGGGGCCGGCCUGUGCGCCACCGAGAGGGAGGGGCCGGCCUGCCCGCCGCAGCUGUUGGUGCCCUGCCGGAGAGGGAGAGGAAGAGAGGGGAGGGCCCGGCGGAGAAGUAGAGGAGAAGAGGGGGAAAUGGUGAAAUUCGUGGGUGCGCUGUGCUGCCGCGGGAGCGCUAUGCGCCGCCCUGUGCAGAGCCGUUGGGUGCGCUGCCCUCCUCCGGCGCCGUUGGCCGCGGGCCCGCCCAGUCGAACCGCCAGACGGCCGAGCGCUGGAGAAAAUGGCGGCGCCGCCAUAGUGCCGGCGAUGGCCAACGACCUGGGCACCGCAUGCAAAUGGGCCACUUCCAGAUGGGCGCGGCGUAGCGCGCUGCUGAUCUAGUGGUAUCUUUAUCUGCACUGGAAGUGGCAUCCCGAGGUGCGCAACGUGCAUACGGCCAUUGACCAGAAUUUUUCUUUUGGCCGUCAGAAGAAGCCACGAGGCCUGAUUCUGCUCAAAAACUAACUUGAGCACCGCCGUUCAACUCCACAGGCCAUUACUGCUCAUAGCUCACACGUACACCCACCAAACUUGCUCCUUGCGCCCAUAACCAGGUCCUCCGCCCAUGUAGGUCGCCAUGGGGGCACUGCCCAGCCUCAUCCCCAAGCUCGCUAAUCUGGCCGCCGGUGAGUACGGUCUGCAAAAGGAGGUGAAGGGGGGGAUCAUCUUCCUCCAGGCUGAGCUCGAGAGCAUGCAAGGCGCCCUCGAGAAGAUCUCCAAAGCGCCAGCAGACAAGCUUGAUGACCAGGACAAGAUCUGGGCAAGGAAAGUGAGGGAGAUGUCCUACGACAUAGAGGACACUAUUGACACGUAUAUGGUGAAGUGCAGCGGGGGGAGGAAGCUGGCCGAACAGCAUGGCUUCAAGGAAGCCAUUGACCGGACCCUCAAGUGGUUCAGGCAGCCCAUUAUCCGCCUUAAGAUUGCUAAGGAGAUCAGAGAAAUCAAGAGCCAUGUCGAAGAGGUAGCCAUGCGGCGUGAUCGGUACAAGGUCAACACUGAUGUUGCGAAGCCUGUGACCGUCGAUCCUCGGUUACUAUUUGCUCAGUAUGAGGUGAAAGAGCUCGUUGGCAUUGAUGAGGCGAGAGAAGAGGUAAUCAAGAUUCUAAUGGAAGGCAAUAAUGAAGUGUCCAAGCAGCAUGGCAAGAUAGUUUCUAUUGUUGGGUUUGGAGGCCUGGGAAAGACUACUCUUGCCGAUGUGGUGUAUAAAAAGAUUAGAGCACGAUUUGAUUGCUCAGCUUUUGUUUCUGUACCUCAGACACCUGAACUAAAGAAACUAUACAAGAGGUGGCUAUAUGAUCUUGGCAAGAGCAUCAAUGAAGAAACAUUGGAUGAGAGACGACUCAUAGAAAUACUGAGAGAAUUCCUUCAAGACAAAAGGUACAAAAGCACUCCUUCCAUCAAUUUUGACAUACGGAGUUUCAAAGUUUUUUUAGCCACUGAUAAUUUGCACCGUAUUUUCACAAUACUCCUUUUGUCAAUUAUACAUAUGAAGUAUAAGGCUACAUAUGGUUAAUUAAAUGUUCAUGGAUGGUC
Molecule: messenger RNA, 1836 nt
Organism: Panicum virgatum (switchgrass)
Lineage: Eukaryota; Viridiplantae; Streptophyta; Magnoliopsida; Poales; Poaceae
Product: disease resistance protein RGA5-like
Exons: 1
Coding region: 881-1816 (311 amino acids)
Molecular function (GO): ADP binding
Source: RefSeq, a predicted model, not a curated record